AUGACCUCAAGGAUAUCCAGCGCGUUUUGCGCCGUAUUCCCGACACAGUCGGCCCACCUCAUCGUCUACAACCGGCAGUGCCAGUUGACGACGAAGUGCCUCGUGGUCACAACCGCCCUCUUCUGGCGCAGUCUUUCCCUGUGCUUACACCUGCGUUGCUACUGCCACCGCAUCCAAUUCCCCAGAUUGUGGACGAUGACCAUCAUCAAGAGCAGAUUCAGGAUGACAUUGACAAUGGAAUCAACUACGAAGCGAACGACAUGA
Messenger RNA from Saprolegnia parasitica CBS 223.65, 264 nucleotides. RefSeq lists its product as hypothetical. NCBI's taxonomy places the organism in Eukaryota, Oomycota, Saprolegniomycetes, Saprolegniales, Saprolegniaceae. The transcript has 3 exons. Bases 1 to 264 code for a protein of 87 amino acids. The record is from RefSeq and is a predicted model, not a curated record.